Scophthalmus maximus (turbot) is the source of this 4037-nucleotide messenger RNA. It is a transcript of the gene tm9sf2, whose product is annotated as transmembrane 9 superfamily member 2. NCBI's taxonomy places the organism in Eukaryota, Metazoa, Chordata, Actinopteri, Pleuronectiformes, Scophthalmidae. Gene Ontology annotation, biological process: protein localization to membrane. The transcript has 17 exons. Bases 1064 to 2788 code for a protein of 574 amino acids. Gene Ontology annotation, cellular component: membrane. The record is from RefSeq and is a predicted model, not a curated record.
GUUUGCGCAUGAACGUCAACGUGUGUCCUGACACGAUAAGGUUCAACUGCAAACAACCGUUAAUGAAUUUUGAGAGGCGUGCGGUUACCGAAGCUAGCGUAGCUUUGCUAACGUCAGUUAACGUGGAUGCGUGACAGCUGAACUGAAACCACAGCACGGCCGUUUAGGACUAUUUCGACUUUAAUCUCGACAUUUCGACUUUAAUCUCGACAUUCGACUUUAUCCUUGAAAUGAUAAAUAAUAGAGGAAUCAAUACACAGGUAGCCAUAAUUGUUUUUGAUAUAUUCUUUCGUGCAUCUACUGGGAUAUUGACGUAUUAGGUCGUUCAUUUAUUGCCUCGUUUAUUUAUUUAUUUAUAAUUUUGACGGACGCUCGUUUAAUUAUUUUGAGUCGCAUUCACAUUCGCUUCACAACAACAAUAUUGAUGAAAAAUAAAAAAAAAUGUGCAACGUCGAGGUAUGUCCGCUGCGCGAAGCGGGACUUCCGGCUGUGAAGUGUCUGCCCCCUCUGCCGGCAGCUUGAACCGGAUGUCGGUGGCGGAGUGCGGUGCUCGGCCGUCACACAACUGGCCGGAUGCGGAGUGGACCGCGAAGAGGAGCGAACGUAACCGUCGUUCGAACUCUCCAGUCAAAGUCCGGCCGCAGUGAACAUGGCGCUGUGGCUGCUUGGGCCCGCGCUGCUGGCCCGAGCGGCCGCCUUCUACCUGCCGGGGCUGGCGCCCGUCAGCUUCUGCGAGCCGGGGAAAGACCAACUUCCAGACUGCACGGUAAACAUGGCUCGCCACGGGUCACCUGGAGCAACCACGACCACCGUGAUGUGGAGUGUGUGCAGUAGACAGCGGCGCGUUAGCUUGCGCGACUUCGAACUUUUUUUUUUACCAGCAGCUGUGAGCUAGCUUACGUGAGCCACAACAAACAGUGAGGCUAACGGCUACGAUGCUGAGCAGACCCCAAGCUAGCUGGUUCACCCCCUCCUCAAAUCAACCAUUGAGCUGUUUGUGAACAGGCUGGAUUCAGUUGAGUCUGUUCUGCCUUAUGAAUAUACAGCGUUUGACUUCUGCUCGAUGAAAACAGUGAAACGUCCGUCAGAGAAUUUGGGCCAGGUUCUUUUUGGAGAAAGAAUUGAACCUUCGCCGUACAAGUUUGAGUUUAGGAAACCCGCAGUGUGUCAAACGGUUUGUACUAAAACCUACGACACCAACAACCUCUCAGACAAAGCCAAGCUGGAGUUCCUCAAGAAAGGCAUGUUGCUCAACUACCAGCAUCACUGGAUUGUGGAUAACAUGCCAGUCACCUGGUGCUACGACGUCGAAGAUGGACAGAAGUUCUGUAAUCCCGGCUUCCCUAUCGGCUGUUAUGUGACAGAAGCAGGUGCAUCCAAAGGCGCCUGCGUGGUCAAUUCUAACUUUAAAGAGAAGGAUGCUUUCUAUAUCUUCAACCAUGUGGACAUCACCAUCUAUUACGACGUGGUGGAGAAUGAACAACUGGGAGCCCGGUUGGUUGCUGCCAAGAUUGAACCCAAAAGCUAUGAAAACUUUAACGAUGAAAGCCCUGAUUGUUCUGGAGAGCCAAAGUUCCUGAAAAAUAAACACACAGGAGUUUUUAAGAUUCCUUACACCUACUCUGUCAACUUUGUGGAAGACAAGAAUAUUCGCUGGGCAUCUAGAUGGGACUACAUCCUGGAGUCAAUGCCGCACACCAACAUCCAGUGGUUCAACAUUAUGAACUCGUUGGUGAUUGUGUUGUUCCUGGCAAUGAUCAUCCUAAGGACUCUGCAUAAAGACAUUGCCAGAUACAAUCAGAUGGACUCUGUGGAAGACGCCCAGGAGGAGUUUGGAUGGAAGCUGGUCCACGGAGAUGUGUUCCGACCCCCCAGGAAGGGGAUGCUGCUGUCGGUCUUCCUCGGCUCUGGAACCCAGAUCUUCAUCAUGACCUUUGUCACCCUGUUCUUCGCCUGUCUCGGGUUCCUCUCUCCGGCGAACCGUGGAGCUCUGAUGACGUGUGCCGUUGUUCUCUGGGUUCUCCUUGGAACUCCUGCUGGAUACGUGGCGGCUCGCCUCUACAGAUCUUUUGGAGGCGAGAAGUGGAAGACCAACGUUUUGUUGACAGCCUUCCUCUGUCCCGGCGUGGUGUUUGCAGAUUUCUUUGUGAUGAACUUGAUUCUGUGGGGAGAAGGGUCUUCAGCAGCCAUGUCCUUUGGGACUCUGGUGGCCAUAUUGGCUCUUUGGUUCUGUAUCUCGGUGCCACUGACGUUUGUAGGAGCAUACUUUGGCUUCAAGAAAGCAGGUAUCGAGCACCCGGUGCGGACGAAUCAGAUUCCUCGUCAAAUCCCAGAGCAGUCGUUCUACACAAAGCCUUUCCCCGGGAUCAUCAUGGGAGGAAUUCUGCCUUUUGGAUGCAUAUUUAUUCAGCUGUUCUUCAUCCUGAACUCCAUCUGGUCUCAUCAGAUGUACUACAUGUUUGGCUUCAUCUUCCUCGUCUUCAUCAUCCUGGUCAUCACCUGCUCCGAGGCCACCAUCCUGCUCGGCUACUUCCACCUGUGCGCUGAGGACUACCACUGGCAGUGGCGUUCCUUCCUGACCAGCGGAUUCACUGCCGUCUACUUCCUGGUCUACGCCAUCCAUUACUUCUUCUCCGAGCUGCAGAUCACUGGACUGGCCAGCACCAUCCUGUACUUUGGAUACACCUUGAUCAUGGCCCUCAUCUUCUUCUUAUUCACUGGUUCAAUCGGCUUCUUUGCCUGUUUCUGGUUCGUCACCAAGAUCUACAGCGUGGUCAAAGUCGACUGAAAGCCUCCAAAGACAAAGACACAGCAGACUGUAUUUGACUGGAUGGUCCUCACCAACAUUCAGUGAUGUCAAACUGAACUGAACAUUACUACCAGAACUUCCUCCUCCUCCUCCUCAUCUCCUUUUCCUCCGGGGCGGACACAUUCAGACAGUUCUCUUUGCUUUGUGUGCCUAAAGAUGUGUGUGUGUGAGCAUGUGUGCACUGGGUUGUCAUCGUGUACAUAUAUUAAUCUAUCCGCAUAUAAUCUAAAUGGAAAGAAACAUUCCUGAACAAGUCUCCUCCCGGUAUCUUGACGCAGACUGAUGCAUUGAGCCUCAGCUGGGACCGCCCCCGGCCGUCGUGUCUUGCAUUUCUUUUUGUUUUUAUUCUAUGAUCCUUGCACUUUACGUUUGUAGUCAGACAAAUAAAGCUGCGAUGAUCGGCUACCAAACCGCUAUGUUCUCACACCCGGUGUGUUAACACAAUGCACAGAUGUGAAACGGCCCCUCGUUAUUAUUAUUUUAUAAUAUUCCUACCUGAUUUGUGUGCGACACAUCGUUGAAGAAGCAUCAAGUUGCAUGCUGUGUCCCCAAAAUGCGCCUCUGUUCACAUUUCAUUAACACUUGAAUCGCCAGCCCACAUCCUGUUUAAAAUCUGUUCACAACCAAUGAGAUCUCUCUCUGUCUCUCGAGGAGCUGGUAGAUAACUGGAGAGGUGCCGGUUCAGCCAAAGGCACGACAGCGUCCAUGAUGCGGGGAGAGACGUAGAAUCUUUUUUCAGUAUUGUAGAUCUGAUCAAAAAAAUAAGUCCAGUCCAAUCUCUCUGUAGGUCGUAAGUCACUUUCAAGCUGAAGACUCGUGUCAUUCUUCAGUAACGUCAUUUUACCAGCAGUCAGUAUUUAGAUACUCACUCUUCAAUUUCAUGUAGGAAUAUAAUUUAUUUUUUAGAAAGACUGAUUAGAAAUUGUAGUGUCUUUUUGUCCAUAUAUGGAAUGAGGGGAAUAUGGGCUUACUUCUCUUCCUUUGGAAUGUUAUGCAAGGGGUCUUUCAAGGACCCUUACCACUCCUUUACUUGGCCUUGAAAGUUACACGUCUCACAUAGCAUAACUUGAUUUGAAACCAGGUGUUCCUUAUCAAGCUAACAAUGGGCCUAUAAAUGUAACCCCCAGGAAGAGUCGGGAGGGGUUGUCCUUUUGGCCGGACACUCUCCAAGCUCUGCAGGGCUUGAAUCGAUACUGGUCUUUUUGUAAUAAACCUUUUUAUACAAUCA